CAAUAGAGACGACAAAGUAAACCUCCGAGAGUUAUCCAAGAUGUCUCUCCCUACCGGCGGUGUUCCGCCACCCCCACCGCCGCCGCUUGUCCAGAGGGCCCCCACCCCACCUCCGGACCCAACGCCGCCAACCGUACCCUCGAAGGGACCUCCUGGAGCCUUUUGGUUAAAUUGAUGAUCUAUAAUGGCUCACCUUUCAAAGACCACUGGGCGUAUUUGGUGCGCUCUCACACUGAGGAUGGCAUCGGUGUCAAGAUUCACGCGACCGGCGACGUUCGUAAUGGCUUCAAAUUCGAGGUCAAACGCAGUCAUGACCUCGCAAGUACUCCCGACAUUCCAAACAAAAGGGCUCCACUUCAAUGGGUUGAUGCCAAGCACUUUGACGAAGGCGUGAUGCUCAACUGGGGAGUGGAAAAGAUCGAUGAGAGGCCUGUCUGUGGUUUUGAGGCCAGUGCAUACCAGGCGAAGGCUCCUGGAAAGACUUUGAAUGCGCCCGGUGAUAAGGAUGCGUCUGGCAAACAGGUCACCCUCGAGAACUGCCAAUAUUGGUUGGUUGAGGCAGCGGGCUACCUUGUUCAAGAUCGCCUGUUCGGUCCUGAAGUUGCUACUUACCUGCACGCGAUUGAACAGUGAUGUCCUGGGAAACCUCUCAAGGUUCCCAAAAUCAUCAAUCUACAAAUCACUGGCUUUCAUAUGAAUGACUCAGUACACGGACCUUCUCGUUUUCGCAACGUCACUAGAUGGAAUUUGAAAGCAAAGUACUUGAUUGCGAGGAUUGGGGCUUUUAUCG
Molecule: messenger RNA, 790 nt
Organism: Colletotrichum godetiae
Lineage: Eukaryota; Fungi; Ascomycota; Sordariomycetes; Glomerellales; Glomerellaceae
Exons: 3
Coding region: 175-633 (152 amino acids)
Source: RefSeq, a predicted model, not a curated record